AUGGUGAUCACAAGCUUGGAUCUCAACUUUCCAGCUCAAAAGCCUCCAGGACACGUCAGAUUCGUCUGCAUAUCAGACACGCAUACGAGGCAUCGUCGAAUCGCUAUGCCUCCAGCGGACGUUUUGCUCCAUACGGGAGACUUUACAUUCAGCGGCGUCGAGCACGAAAUCCAGGACUUUAUGAACUGGAUUGCGUCAACGCCUUAUCAAUACAAACUCAUGAUACCAGGAAACCACGAACUUACACUCGACCUCCCAUUCUACCAACAAAACGCCGCCAGAUUCCAUUCUCGGAAAGCCGAGACCUUGAAUCCACUCGAGUCACGAUUCCAACAACAUUUCGAGACGUUGGGGUUCAAGUUAUUUGAUGAGAAUUCACAGAUUGGGGAACGGUGUAAGGCUAUUGUGUUGUCUAAGAGGGAACAGAAUGUCUUUUACUUGGAAGAUGAGAUGGUGACUAUACCUGGCACUGGCAUCAAAGUCUAUGGAUGUCCAUGGAUGCCAGAUUUCCAUCAAUUCGCGUUCAUGAUGCCUCGAAAUAGUCCUGAACUAGAAGCCAAAGUAAACCAAAUCCCAACCGACGUCGACAUAAUCAUGUCGCAUGGCCCACCACACGGAAUCGGACGACUCGACAUUGCAGCAUUCACGCAAGAGCACGUCGGAUGUGAAUUACUGACUCAACGAGUCAUGAAUACGAAUGCCAAAGUGAAUGUGUUUGGACAUAUUCACGAAUCGUUUGGAACGUGUGAGGUGAAUGGCAAGACGUUUAUUAAUGCGUCGACGUGUACGCUUAAAUAUCAGGCUGAUAAUCCACCUGUUAUGUUCGAUUUGCCUGUUGGUGGGGCUGAGAUGGAUGUGCAGCCCUAA
This is a messenger RNA of Synchytrium microbalum, 867 nucleotides long. RefSeq lists its product as uncharacterized. NCBI's taxonomy places the organism in Eukaryota, Fungi, Chytridiomycota, Chytridiomycetes, Synchytriales, Synchytriaceae. The coding region runs from base 1 to 867 and encodes 288 amino acids. The record is from RefSeq and is a predicted model, not a curated record. Gene Ontology annotation, molecular function: hydrolase activity. The transcript has 5 exons.